This is a messenger RNA of Symphalangus syndactylus (siamang), 13040 nucleotides long. RefSeq names its product nibrin (gene NBN). Gene Ontology annotation, molecular function: protein binding; damaged DNA binding. Gene Ontology annotation, cellular component: Mre11 complex; nucleus. Gene Ontology annotation, biological process: mitotic G2 DNA damage checkpoint signaling; double-strand break repair via homologous recombination; telomere maintenance. The record is from RefSeq and is a predicted model, not a curated record. Lineage: Eukaryota; Metazoa; Chordata; Mammalia; Primates; Hylobatidae.
CUUAAAAAAAAAGAAAAGAAAAGAAAAGAAAAUCUAAAUCAAUCUACACAAGUAUUGAGUUACUUGCAAACAGAAAAACUAAGCAAAGGGCUUAGAAAGGUACUCCACACAAACAAAAAACAAAUAUACAACCACAUUUAUAACUAAAUAAGCAUAUUUAAACAAAAGGAGACAUAAUUUUUCUCUUACCAGACCAGUAAGUUUCAAAAUUUUAUCAUCUAUAAUACAAGAAACAGCUGAUUAAAGCCACCCUUACAAUCUGUUGAUAAGAAUUCUGGCAACUUCUUAGGAGGCCAAUCUGGCAACAUUUUUUUAAAUGUUAGAUACAAAUAUUCUUUGACCUAGCAAAUCCACAUGCAGGAAUUUAUCUAAAAGAUAUACUCAUUGAUUUGGGAAAGAAGCAGGGAGAGAAGGAGCUAUGAUCAAAGAUAUACAUUAAGAUGAAAAUGAAAUUAAGAAAACAAUUCUGUUUAUAAUCAUAUUGAAAAGAAUACUAAUACAUUUAAUAAAAGUACAAGACUUAUAUAUUGAAAACUACAAAACAUCAUUAAGAAAUUAAAGACCUAAGUAAAUAAAGAGACAUUCUAUGUUCAUGGACUGGAAAGCUUAAUUUUGUUAAGAGGACAACACUUCCUAAAUUGAUAUACAGAUUCAACAAAAGCCCUAUCAAAAUCCUAAUUAGCUUUUUGUGAAUGUUGACAAGCUUAUCCUAAAAUUGUUUUGAAAAUGCAAGAGACUCAAAAUAGCCAAAGAGAUUCAUUAAAGAAUUGUUUGUAAUAGAAAGACUACAAAACAAUCUAUGUGUGUUUCCUUAGGAAACAUAGCCAAUGAAUUAGAGCACAUCUAUAUUACAAAAUACGGUUAUAUGGAUCUAUUAUCAACCAAAAGAAGGAGCUAGAAUAUAUAUGCUGACUGUAAACAUUGCUAUAGAUGUAUUAUUUUUUAAUUAUUCAAUAAGUAUUUGUUGGAUACCAACAAUGUGAGACAUUAUGUGUUAAGUGUAAAACUCAAGGUAGGGAAAUACAUGUAACAUGCUCCCAUUCAUGUGGUUUUUUAAAAUGAGGACAUCUUCAUACAUAUGUUGACAUAUACACAAAAACUGUCAGAAGUAUCCACAAGAAACUAUUCAUAGUAAUAACUAUAAUAAUAAUAACCUUAUUACACUGUCACUGCAUAUCCUUUUAUAUUGCUUGAAUGUUCAACAUGUUCAUAAAUUUUUUUCUCUAACAAUAGCUAACAUAAAAUUGAAUCAUAUAGGCAAGCACACAAUACAAGAAGUGCGUAGAGGAAAACAGAGCAAGAAAAAAAUGGCAUAGAAUCAAUUUCAUGAUAAGGACAUAUACCUUACUUGAAGCAUAACUACUCUAUAUUAAACACUAAAGUGUGAGCUAUAUUUACAAAAAUAAUGAAACAUUUCCCAUCUAUUUUCUUGGAGCUUCUAAGUAUCUGUUGGUUCAGGUUGAAUCAAUAUUUUUUAGAUCAAAUUUACUCCAACUUGAAUUCACAUAAGAGUUUUGCAGACUGGGCCUUAACUGCCAUAUUAAAAUGUCAACAUGGUAAACACUGGACAACCAUAUUUUUCAAAGGAUGAGUUUGAAAAAUGUACAUCUUUGCAUUCCCAAAACACCUUAUGUACUCCCUGAAUACAGGAAGCCUUCCAUAACUACUUCCCAAUUUAUUUUGUCUGAUUGCUAGAAGGUCAUGCAUGCAUUCUUUCCAACAGCCACACCACUGCCACUUCAGCACAGUGUAUGUGGUCCUUAGCUGGAGGCAUCUGGAAAUACAAGGGAUAGUUAGGUGGGAUGUUCUACUGGAUGUUCCAGUGCAGAAAAGGACAGCCUUGCAGAAUGAAGAACUGUCUCACCCCAAAUGCCAACAGUUGCCCUGCGGACAUUAAAAUAACUGAGUACCACACCGAAGGCUUGCCACAGGCCUUGUUAACUCAUGCUCCAUGACUGUGUAGAUUGCUUAAGCACAUCUGCCUGCUCCUUAACUUACAGCAGGGCACUGAACAGAGGCCACUCAUAUUCUCAGCUUCUGCAGAGCACAGAUCUUGUUGCCACAGCAACCUGAAGGUAAGGCUGAACAAAUAUAAAAGAAACUGCCUAGCUGGACUCCAAGCUCCAAUGGCUGGGCUGAAUUAUGCAGUUGCCAGGAGCAAGACAGAAAUUACAUUUUUGAGGAAUGAUACAUUUUAUAUCAGUGAACAUGAGUCCUUGAAAAUGUUGGUGCUCUAUGCUAUAGGGUGUACAUCUCAUUUUAUUACAGUGCUUAUCUGUCUGCAGUUAGAUGCAGACUGAACAGAUGCUUCCCCAAUACGACAAAAUAAAGAGAGAUGAAAUCACAGAGCUAAGAGGCAAUUUGAAAUUUUCAGCUAGGGUCUUCACUCCUGCCUGCCUCUGAUUUGAGUCAUCUCUUAUUGAUCCCCUAUCGUGUUAACCAAAACUACAAUGACAAUCUUUUUUAAACCAAAAAUUAGAAUCUCUGCUCUUGCAAAGCGUUUGUUUUGAUUUGAGAAUUUGCUUACAUGAAAAAGUAUUAGGGAUAAACAUGACAUUAUGAUGGAUAUAGAGUUUAUUCAUUUAUUCAUUUUAAGCAAGUGUUUAUUGAGCAUAUAUUAAGCCCCAGGCACUGUUCUAGGCAUGGCAGUACAGCAGUAAAAAAAAAAACAGACACAAUAUUCUAUUCUCAGCAAGAUUAUCCUUGGGGGAAUGAGGGAUAAAGAAAUUAAGUUAAAUAUGUAGUGUAUUAAAAGUUGAUAUGUAGUGUGGGGAAAAAAUAAGGCAAAGAAUAGGGGUAGAGCAUUGCUACUUUAAAUAGAUUCAUCAGCAAAGGCCUCAUUGAGAAGGUGACAUUGGAGCAAAGACGUGAAGGAGAAGAAUGAAUCAUAGGGUUUUAGGCAAAAGGGAUUGGGAGCAAAGGCCCUAAGCAGGCGGCAUGCUUAUGGAUGGGGUAACAGUCAGGAAGCCAGUGUGGCUAGUGAAGAAGGAAGGAGGGAGACAGGGGCAGGAGAAGAGGUCAGUGAGGUAAAGCGGACUGGACCAUGCAGGCUGAGUCAGCCACUACCGAGACUUAGGCUUUUACUCUGAGUCAAGUGGGAAACAUCUUCUAAGUUUUGAGAAAGAAUGGACAUGAUCUGCCUUAAGUUUUAAGGGGAUUGUUCUGGCUGCUAUGGAGUGUAGAGAGCAAGGUUGGAAGCAGGGAAAUUAUUAGGACACUUGUAUAACAAGCCAGGCAAGAGACGGUGAUGCUUAGCCCAGGAUGCUAUCACGUGAACUGGUGGGAAGUUAGCAAAUAAAACUACUUGCAAGAGCAAAGGUCCCAAAAAAUGAGGACGUAAUGAGUUACCACUGUACCUAAUAUUGCCUGGUCCAAUUAUUUCUUCUUUUUCUUAACGUUUUAUUAAUACAUAACAUUUUUACCUAUUUAUGGGGUACAUGUGAUAUUUUAUUCCAUGCAUAGAAUGUGUAAUGAUCAAGUCAGGAUAUUUAAGAUAUCCACUAGAUCCAUUAUUUCUUCUUGCCUCAUGCCCAACAACCGGAGCUUGGGCUUUUGUUCUUGAUCUAUUUCAUCACAUUUUUGCCUGUUUCAUUAAAAGCAUAUAAACAGGUCUCCUGUUUACUGAAAAGAACUGAGAGAGACUUUUCUACCUCUCUCAACUUUACCUCAAUAUCCCUGUUACAUCUGCAUUGCCUUUGUGUUCCAGAAAAAUUAAGAUUUAACUGCGAGCCAGAAAAAAGGAAAUGGAGACCCAUCAGACAGAAGUCAUUAAUGUAGGUGGGAGAUACUGAGGGCAAUAGAAAUUAAGAGAAGACAACACAUUCCAUACACAUUUAACAUGUAAAUUAGCCUGAACCCAGAAGCCAAUCAGCCAGACCUGGUAAGUAAGGGGAGAGCUGCGGAGGGUAACUGGGUUCUGGUUUUAAGUGGCUGCAUGUAGAGUGAUGCUGUAACUGAAAUGACUGGGUUGACAUGAGAAGACCAAGUUGGAGCAUUGAGGAUAAUGAGUUCUGCAUUAGAAAUGCUGCACCUGGGAUGCUUCUGGAAUAGUCAGGUAGAGAUACCUAAGCUGCAGUAGGAAAUAUGGUUUUGAAGCAUGAAGAAUAAAUCAGGGCUAAAGGUAAAUGGCAACAUCAUUUCAUCAUUCCAGCAAUUAUGAAAGCCUACAGUUCUAUCACUGCUUUUAUGUUACAAUGCAGUGUGAGGGUUUCCCAGACUGGAAGGGAUAAAAGCGCAGUUGACCUUGUAUUCUAGACUUACUUAUAAUUACCCUGGCACUUCGAUCUCAGAAUGAUUCAUCAACUUAGGAAGAGAAGAGCGCGGGACAGCUGAGAAUGCUGAUCAUUUUCUACCAAGAAUUUUCUGCAAAAACUAAAAGUUGCUAAACAUCAAUGGCAUGCUUUCUACCAUGGGCUGCAAGAAACUCUGGAUAACUUUAAAACUCCUCCUUCUUUUGAUGUCAUUAUCAUGACCUUUGGGAGAUAUCUGAGAUCUAGAUUUUUUUUGUAAUUUUAUAAAGUUCGCUUUGUAGUUUGGGCAGGAAGUUUGUUUGAAAUUUCUUCAAAUGCAUACUUAAGUUACAAGGCCUAGACUCAUCCAUUAACCCCACCCCCACCACCUGCCCUGCCCUGCCCCACCUUGGUGACUUCCUCUCCUCUUCACCUGAUACAUCCCAUCCAUCUAUAAGCCCCAUGCCUUUUACCUCCCCAGUGUCCGUCUCUAUCCACCACCUGAUUUCAAACCCCUAUCUCACAACAUUCACAAACAUUGGGGGCCUACAAUGUGUCAUCUUUUAACUGAUCUCCAGAGGACUGCUAAUGGGAUCAUGUUACUUCUCUCCUUAAGAUCUUCUAACGGCUCCUGGUAGCUGCAGAACGUCCGGAUUCCUUCGCUCCACGCAGCGUAUGUCUUCAUGACCUAGCUCCUGCCCCUCUCUUCUGCCCCAUCUCCCCCGAAAUUUACACUCAGGAAAACAAACUACUCAGGAUUCCCCAAACACGAACUCUUUCCUACCUUCCUGUCUUUACACAAAUUGCUCCCUAUCGUCACCCAACAUUCAUCAUUGAAACCCAGCUGUGAGAGCUCUGGUGCCUUCCCUAACACUCCCAGAGAGAAUUAACAUUCUCUCCUCCACUUCUGUAGCUUAUUUAUCUACAUACCACUUGAGGAGUCCCAGACCCUACUAACAUUUCAAGACUGAUGUCACUUACUACUCUUCUCCCUCCAGCCCCCACUUAAUGUCCUCACUCAAGAGAGUGGCAUUGUCCUUAGCUCAGGGGCCAAAGAUAGAAAUCUGGGCUUCAUCUUACCCUAUACAUUCAAACCAAGCCCAGUUCAUUUUAGUCCCCAAUAGCUCUAAUGCUACCCUUAGUUCAGACCCUCAUCACUGGUGUUUUGAUGUUUGGUCUCCCUACUUCCAGUCUUACCUGAUGAUAUCGUAUUUCUGCUCAUAAUUUUGAUGGCAACAUGUCACCUCAGAGCACAGCCCCAUCUCUCAUCCUCACCACCAACCAAUCACCAAGGCCUCUGAUUUUACCUCCUAAAUAUCACUCGACUUUGAGUGUCUCCAAACCCAGUGCAUGCCCUCACUGAGGCCACCAUUACCCCUCAUCAGAUGAGAGGAUUACUCAGGGUUUAGCCAUUUGUCUCAACUCCCACCCCUCAGGACAAAGUUCUAACUCCUUAAUGCAGCUGACAGGCUGCUCACUAAGCUGUCUCUCACCUCCUGCCUCCCCACUCUCUACUGAUAACCUCUAUGCUGGGACUUCACAUAGACUACUCUCCUGUUUAAAACAUUCUUACAUCUCUCCCUUUGGCUAACUCCUACUCAUCUUUCGGGUCUCAGCUUUGAUAUAUACCAAACAACAACAACACUCUCAUAAAACUGGACAUACCUCCCCUAUGAGCAGGAGAUGCUUCUUCCCCAGUCCUGACAUCUCCCUACUGUGAGAAGCUCAGGUAGUACAACUCCAGGCUUCUUUCUGUCCCCUUAGUCAACCUGCUAAGGAUGUUUGGGUGUUUUUCCCUUGAAACCUCAUGUUGAAAUGUGAUCCCCAAUGUUGGAGGUGGGGUCUAAUGGGAGGUGCCUGGGUUAUGGGGGCAGAUCCAUCAUGAAUGUCAUAGUACCAUCCUCAUCCUGGCAGUGGCAAAUGAGUUUGCACUCUAUUAGUUCUCACUAAAGCAGGUUGUGAAAGAACCUGGCACCUCCCAACACCCUCUCACUUCCAUCUCUGCAAACUCCAGCUCCCCUUCACCUUCUGCCACAAGUAGAAGCAGCCUUAGGCCGUCACCAGAUGCUGAUGCCCAGUCUUGAACUUGUCCAGGCAUCAGAAUCAUGAGCCAAACAAACCCUUUUCUUUAUAAAUUACCCAGCCUCAGGUAUUCGUUUAUAGCAACACAAACUGAGGUACAAUCUGUCCAUGCAGAGACAGUUGAUAUGACUGGUAAAUUUUGACAUGAUCACUGGGUAUGAACAGUCCUCCUUGGUCUUUUUCUUCUUGGGAGCCAGCUGCCUUCAGAGGGUAAUGUUCUGCCCUCCUCCAGAGUUAUGUAAGUCUGCCUACUUGGGGAGAUCCAGCUGAUGGGCCCAGCUUCCUCUCACAAACCACAAUAAAAGUGAUACUUUGGCUUCCAUCUUUACUCAUUUUUCAGACAGGAAAAAAUAGAUGCUGUUUAUUUGGGAUCCCUUCCAAAAGCAAGAACACCCAACCUAACAUGCAGCGCAUCAUACCAUAAUGCCAUUGGACUCUAUGCUUCUUGACGGCAGGAAUCAGCUCUUCUUCUCACCCUCAUAUCCCUAGUAUGGUGCCUAGCAAAUAGUAAAUGCUCAAUUUUCUACAUAAAUAAGAAAAGCCCACCAUGCCCCGUCCCCCAGCAACCUGACUGAUCUCAUCUCCACACGCUUCUCUCUGUUCCCAUACUUCACCAACUCCACAAUACCAAACCACUUGAAUUUUUAUAAAUAAGCCACUCCUUCACUUCUUGAUACAUGCUAUUCCUUAGGUCUAUAUUGCCAUUGGGACCACACAAAUUCCAACUCCUGGUUUAACAGUAGGCUCCUGGGGCCACCUCCUCCAUGAAGCCUUCCUUGCCUCCUCUAGGUAUGCACAGUUUGGGUCAUAUAUGCAUUAUAAUACACAUCUGCAUCUUCACAGUCUAUUGAUGUCUGCUGGUGACUCACUAGGCUAUCAUUUUUCAGAUUUUUCUGACUGUGAACCAUAGCGAGAAAUCUGAUUUAUAUAGCAACAUACACAUGUUCAUAGCAACACAGUACACACGUUCAUUCAUGUAACAGAUAUUUGUUACAUGUUUACUCUAUGCUAAGCACUGUUCUAGGUAUAAACAGUGAACAAAACAGAUGAAAAUCUUUGCCUGCAUAGAGCUUAUAUUCCAGAAUUUUACACUGAAUAAAGAAAUACUUAGGCUUCCAGAUUUAAAAAAAAAAAAAAGAAAACAUCUAGCUGGUUUUAUACUGCUCCAAGACAAUAUUCAUCUUGAGAAAACAAUGAAACAAUGUUGACUACACUCUAAGGGAAAAUGUGACAUCCAGGCAAAAUUAUGCCUAUCCAUCCUUUUACCAGAACAGAUGCCCGGAAUGAUGUUCACCAAAUGCUAACCCAAGUUAAUUCUGGGUGGCCAGUUUGAGGUCAUGUUGGCCAGGAUAGUCUUGAUCUCUUGAUCUAAUGAUCCACCCGCCUCAGCCUCCCAAAGUGCUGUUUUGCUCCACUAAAUUGAUUUCAAGGCCUACUCAUUGGUUAUUAUUUGUGGCUUAAAAAAAUAUAUGAGACUAUAGUACAUUGAAGGUGGGAAUGUCUUUCAAUCACAAAUUGCCAAAGAAUGCCCAACACUUAAUAGGUACUUAAUUAAUUAGUGUUUCCUCAUAAACAACUGAAUGACUGAAUGUUUUCCUCAAUAGAACUGAGAGCAACUUGACAGGAGUUAAGAGCAGGGCUCGUAUUUUUUAAAUUUUGAGUCCCAGGGCAUAGCACAGGGCCAGACACAAAGCCAGUCCUCAAUAAAUAUUUAUUAAAUUGAAAUGAGGCCUACUAGCCAGCAGCACAAUUUAACAUGGCACUUCACAAAUAGGUUUUAUAACAAAUUAAACAUUUGCCUUGGUUCUUGGUAACAAAAAUAUUCAAAUUAGGGGUUUUAAUUAUAACAACUUGUAUUUGCACACAAAAACAUGAUGUUCCCCGGAACAACCUCCCACAUCACAGAUGUAAAGACUUCUUCUCCCAGGAAUUCAAACUUGAGGCUACAUGUGCUAGGAAGGGGACAAACCACACUAACAGGUACCUCUCUUGCCUCCCAACCCCAAACCUCUAAACUUCCAUAUUUUUCUUCAGCAAAGGAAUUUCAAAAUUGUCAGAUUACAAUUAAUUUUUAAAUGAGUUCAUUUUCUCCCUCUCAAACAGUAUUGUCUAAUGGUGUCAGAAGAGCUCGGAUAAGGUCUAUAUGACCUUACAACUACAAUCCUAAUGAUGUGUGUUAAAAAAUGAAAUCUCUGAAGACAUCACAGAGCUGUUGUAGGUUUCAAAUGAGAAAUGUCUCUGAAAAGUGUCAGAAAAUAUGGGCUUCCUUUACAAUGAUCUAUAACCCAGUUUUCACAGGGAGAGAAAAAAAAAUCAGCAAAACCCUAACCCUGAACAAAUCUCACUUUUUAAAAGAAAGAUAUCUUACUUGAGGGAACCACCACACUAAUUCUUUGUAUUCCUAUUUGGAACUACUGCUGCCCAUAUUUUUUGAAAAACAACACCAUGGCUGUCUAUUCUACCAAAUCAAAAGAAGUUUUUUCACAGUUGACAUAUUAAUUUUUCUACCUGGCUAAAGAAAAUGUGCUUUUUAGUUUCUUAUUACAAUUUUGUAAUUUAGAUGUGGGGAGGGCUUGUCUUGGAUAUUAUUGCUUCUUUUUUUUUUCUUUCUCUUUCUUCUUCCUAGCUGUUUCCACUUGCAGUAUUUUAUUUCCAUUAUGGGUGCAAUGGAGAUGCUGACAGGAGUGUGGGCCUGAGAGAGGGGGAAGCCAGUGUGAGACGGACCUCUCCCAGCUAUACAUCUGGGAAGGGGAGUCUAUAAACAGCUGGGGUUUUGUUUUUGUUUCAUUUUUAUGAAAACUUGUUUGUAUUAGUGUUUAAUUCCAUAACUAACACACAGAUGGACUUUCCUCACAACAAAGGACGUCAAAGACUCUGAGGCCGGUAUCCAGUGCAAGUGACCCAUUUGAGAACCUGGGGAAGCACCAGCAGGGAAGAGAAGGUAGGCAACCCAGGUGGCGGCCAAGCGCCCAAGUCGCACUCCCGCCUCAUCCAAGGCAGCCUGCGUGGCUCCCGAGAGCGCGCACGUCCCGGAGCCCGUGCCGACCGCAGGCGGCGUAUCCGCGCUCGUCUACCAGCCCCGGUUACGCGGUCGCACGCCGGCCACAGCCCGGAGGAGACGGACCCAUGUGGAAACUGCUGCCCGCCGGGAUCCCAGCAGGAGGCGAACCAUACAGACUUUUGACUGGCGUUGAGUACGUUGUUGGAAGGAAAAACUGUGCCAUUCUAAUUGAAAAUGAUCAGUCGAUCAGCCGAAAUCAUGCUGUGUUAACUGCUAACUUUUCUGUAACCAACCUGAGUCAAACAGAUGAAAUCCCUGUAUUGACAUUAAAAGAUAAUUCUAAGUAUGGUACCUUCGUUAAUGAGGAAAAAAUGCAGAAUGGCUUUUCCCGAGCUUUGAAGUCGGGGGAUAGUAUUACUUUUGGAGUGUUUGAAAGUAAAUUCAGAAUAGAGUAUGAGCCUUUGGUUGCAUGCUCUUCUUGUUUAGAUGUCUCUGGGAAAACUGCUUUAAAUCAAGCUAUAUUGCAACUUGGAGGAUUUACUGUAAACAAUUGGACAGAAGAAUGCACUCACCUUGUCAUGGUAUCAGUGAAAGUUACCAUUAAAACAAUAUGUGCACUCAUUUGUGGACGUCCAAUUGUAAAGCCAGAAUAUUUUACUGAAUUCCUGAAAGCAGUUCAGUCCAAGAAGCAGCCUCCACAAAUUGAAAGCUUUUACCCACCUCUUGAUGAACCGUCUAUUGGAAGUAAAAAUGUUGAUCUGUCAGGACGACAGGAAAGAAAACAAAUCUUCAAAGGGAAAACAUUUAUAUUUUUGAAUGCCAAACAGCAUAAGAAAUUGAGUUCUGCAGUUGUCUUUGGAGGUGGGGAAGCUAGGUUGAUAACAGAAGAGAAUGAAGAAGAACAUAAUUUCUUUUUGGCUCCGGGAACGUGUGUUGUUGAUACAGGAAUAACAAAUUCACAGACCUUAAUUCCUGACUGUCAGAAGAAAUGGAUUCAGUCAAUAAUGGAUAUGCUCCAAAGGCAAGGUCUUAGACCUAUUCCUGAAGCAGAAAUUGGAUUGGCGGUGAUUUUCAUGACUACAAAGAAUUACUGUGAUCCUCAGGGCCAUCCCAGUACAGGAUUAAAGACAACAACUCCAGGACCAAGCCUUUCACAAGGCUUGUCAGUUGAUGAAAAACUAAUGCCAAGCGCCCCAGUGAACACUACAACAUACGUAGCUGACACAGAAUCAGAGCAAGCAGAUACAUGGGAUUUGAGUGAAAGGCCAAAAGAAAUCAAAGUCUCCAAAAUGGAACAAAAAUUCAGAAUGCUUUCACAAGACGCACCCACUAUAAAGGAGUCCUGCAAAACAAGCUCUAAUAAUAAUAGUAUGGUAUCAAAUACUUUGGCUAAGAUGAGAAUCCCAAACUAUCAGCUUUCACCAACUAAAUUGCCUAGUUUAAAUAAAAGUAAAGAUAGGGCUUCUCAGCAGCAGCAGACCAACUCCAUCAGAAACUACUUUCAGCCAUCUACCAAAAAAAGGGAAAGGGAUGAAGAAAAUCAAGAAAUGUCUUCAUGCAAAUCAGCAAGAAUAGAAAUGUCUUGUUCUCUUUUAGAACAAACACAACCUGCUACACCCUCAUUAUGGAAAAAUAAGGAGCAGCAUCUAUCUGAGAAUGAGCCUGUGGACACAAACUCAGACAAUAACUUAUUUACAGAUACAGAUUUAAAAUCUGUUGUGAAAAAUUCUGCCAGUAAAUCUCAUGCUCCAGAAAAGCUAAGAUCAAAUAAAAAAAGAGAAAUGGAUGAUGUGGCCAUAGAAGAUGAAGUAUUGGAACAGUUAUUCAAGGCCACAAAACCAGAGUUAGAAAUUGAUGUGAAAGUUCAAAAACAAGAAGAAGAUGUCAAUAUUAGAAAAAGGCCAAGGAUGGAUAUAGAAACAAAUGACACUUUCAGUGAUGAGGCAGUACCAGAAAGUAGCAAAAUAUCUCAAGAAAAUGAAAUUGGGAAGAAAUGUGAACUCAAGGAAGAAUCACUGUGGUCAACUAAAGAAAUAUCUAACAAUGACAAACUUCAGGAUGAUAGUGAGAUGCUUCCAAAAAAGCUGUUAUUGACUGAAUUUAGAUCACUGGUGAUUAAAAACUCUACUUCCAGAAAUCCAUCUGGCAUAAAUGAUGAUUAUGGUCAACUAAAAAAUUUCAAGAAAUUCAAAAAGGUCACAUAUCCUGGAGCAGGAAAACUUCCACACAUCAUUGGAGGAUCAGAUCUAAUAGCUCAUCAUGCUCGAAAGAAUACAGAACUAGAAGAGUGGCUAAGGCAGGAAAUGGAGGUACAAAAUCAACAUGCAAAAGAAGAGUCUCUUGCUGAUGAUCUUUUUAGAUACAAUCCUUAUUUAAAAAGGAGACGAUAACUGAGGAUUUUAAAAAGAAGCCAUGGAAAAACUUCCUAGGAGAUGGUAAGAAACAACGAAUGUCUUUUUUCAAACUUUAUUGACAAGUGAUUUUCAACUCUGUGUUCAAGAAUAUAUUCAUGUACCUGUGAUCCAGCAAGAAGGAAGCUCCAAUCAAGAAUCACUACAACUGCUUAGUUGUUUGGAGAAUGAGAAAUGGAACAGUGAGGAAUGGAGGCCAUAUUUCCAUGACUUCCCUUGUAAACAGAAGCAACAGAAGGGACAAGACGCUGGCCUCUACAUCACUGUCACCUUCCAAAUCUUGUGGAAGUGCAUCUACUUGCCAGAACCAAAUUAACUUACUUCCAAGUUCUGGCUACUUGCAGGUGGAACUCCAGCUGCAAGGGAGUUAGGGAAAUAAAGUUUUUUUUUAAAGCUUCUCAGCCUUCCUAGGGAACAGAAAUUGGGUGAGCCAAUCUGCAAUUUCUACUAUAGGCACUGAGACCAGUUAGAUUAUUGAAAUAUUAUAGAGAGUUAUGAACACUUAAAUUAUGAUAGUGGUAUAAAAUUGGAUAGAACAUGGGAUACCUUAGAAGUAGAAUUGACAGGGCGUAUUAAUUGAUGAAAUGGAGUCAUUUGAGUCUCUUAAUGGCCAUGUAUCAUAAUUACCAAGUGAAGCUGGUGGAACAUAUGGUCUCCAUUUUACAGUUAAGGAAUAUAAUGGACAGAUUAAUAUUGAUCUCUGUCAUGCCCACAGUCCCUUUCUAAGGAAGACUGCCCUACCUAUAGCAGUUUUUAUAUUUGUCAAUUUAUGAAUAUAAUGAAUGAGAGUUCUGGUACCUCCUAUCUUUACAAAUAUCGGUGUUGACAGUAUUUUACCUUUUUUACCAUUCCAAUGGGUGUGUAGUGAUGUUUCAUUUUGGUUUUAAUUUGUAUAUCCCUGAUAGCUGUAAUUGGGUCAUAGAAAUUCUUUAUACAUUCUAGAUGCAAGUCUCUCGUCAGAUAUGUGUAUUGAGAAUAUUACACCUAGUCUGUGGCUUGACUAUUUUCUUUAUGUCUUUUGAUGAAUAGAAGUUUUAAAUUUUGACAAGGUCAAAUUUAUUUUUUCUUUUAUGUUUGAUAUUUUUUCUCUCCUAUUCAAUUUAACCCCAAGAUUUCGGAUAUUCUGCUUUAUUAUAUAAACUUUAUAUUUUUAUAUUUGUGAUCUAUCUUGAAUUGAUAUGUGUGUUGUGAAUUAUGGAUCAGGGUUCUUUUUUCCCCCCAUACAAGUAUCCAGUCAUUGUAACACUGUUUAUUGAAAGAAUUAUCCUUUCCUCAUUAAAUUACCUUGCCAAUUAGUAAAAAGUCAAUUAACCAUAA